Molecule: messenger RNA, 2067 nt
Organism: Pleurotus ostreatus (oyster mushroom)
Lineage: Eukaryota; Fungi; Basidiomycota; Agaricomycetes; Agaricales; Pleurotaceae
Exons: 5
Coding region: 1-2067 (688 amino acids)
Molecular function (GO): N,N-dimethylaniline monooxygenase activity; NADP binding; flavin adenine dinucleotide binding
Source: RefSeq, a predicted model, not a curated record
AUGACACCACGGGCCGCUACCACUACUACCACCUCCACAACAACUAAUCUGCCUGAGCAGCUCGACGUUCUGCUGGUCGGUGCCGGCUUUGCCGGCAUAUACCAACUCUACGAGUUCCGCAAGCGCGGGUACUCGGUCAAGGCCAUCGAGGCGGCGAGCGAGCUUGGUGGGACUUGGCACUGGAACCGCUAUCCCGGCGCCCGCGUAGACACCACUAUCCCCAUCUACGAAUUCAGCAUCGAGGAGGUGUGGAAGGAUUGGACGUGGAAGGAGCGCUUCCCGGGACAGGGCGAGUUGGAGGCGUACUUCAAGCACGUUGAUGAGAAGCUGGACAUCAGCCGCGAUGUCGUCUUCAACACUCGUGUCCUCUCCGCGAAAUUCAACACUACAACGGACCGCUGGGCAGUCACGCUCGACGAUGGAAGAACGGUGCACGCACGUUUCCUUUCCCUCUGCACCGGCUUCGCGUCGAAACCCUACACCCCAGCCUUCAAGGGCUUCGACACCUUCAAGGGAGUCAAACAUCAUACCAGUCGUUGGCCUAAGGAGGGAGUAGAGGUUAAAGGGAAGCGGGUUGCAGUUAUCGGCACCGGCGCGACCGGUGUACAAGUGAUCCAAGAAAUAGGUCCCGUCGUCGGGAACCUCACCGUAUUCCAACGCACCCCCAAUCUCGCCGUCCCUAUGUUUAACCGCCCGGUAGAGGCAAAGGAACAACAACAGUUGAAGGACGAAGGCCUUUACCCCAUUUAUUACAAACGGCGCACGCAAACGUACAUCGGCCUGGACUAUACUUGGACCCCUAAGCCGCUGGUUGAUCUCACUCCAGAAGCGAGGCGGAUCUUCUUCGAAGAACUCUGGGUGCAGGGGGGCUUCCGCAUAUGGCUUGGCAAUCACGAAGACGUGGGCACCGACCCUAUCAGAAACGACGAGCUCUAUGCAUUCUGGCGCACGAAGGCGCUAGCGAGAAUCAAAGAUAAGAAGAUGCAGGAGAAGCUAGCGCCGGCCGUCAAACCACAUCCCUUCGGCCACAAACGCAUAAGUUGCGAACACUCGUAUUUCGAGAUCUUCAACCAAUCUAACGUCGAAUUGGUUGACAUGAGCGAGACCGACAUCGUUGAAUUCACGCCCAAGGGCAUUCGUACAGCCGACAGCGUCGAGCGAGAGUUCGACGUUAUCGUUCUCGCAACGGGAUUCGACUCCGUCACUGGGGGCAUUACCCAGAUCGACAUAGAAGGACCGAAGGGCACUGUCCGUGACAAGUGGGCGCAAGGCCUCCGCACCUACCUCGGGGUCAGCACCGCCGACUUCCCCAACAUGUUCUGGGUCUACGGCCCCCAUGGUCCUACCGCCUUCUGCAACGGUCCUUAUUGCGCCGAGAUGCAAGGUGGCUGGAUCGUUAAUUUCGUCGACAGCGCGAGGAAGAAUGGUUAUACCCGGAUAGAAGCACAGAAUGAUGCGGAGGAGGAGUGGACUAGACGGGUGCAGGAGGUGACGCCCGUGCCCCUGGAUAGCAAGGUCAAGUCGUGGUACUUGGGGUCGAAUAUUCCAGGGAAGAAGGUCGAGGUGCUAAAUUGGGGCGGAGGAGUUCCCCAGUAUUACGAAAUCGUGGAGAACACGGCGAAGGCUGGGUACAAAGGGUUCGCGCUAUGGCGGUAUUCAAGUGGAAGACACGAAGGGGGUAUAAAUAACCUCGCUCGUCGUCGUCAACCCUCAGCGAACCCCCGCUGUCCAAUCCUGUCUCCCAACCGUCACUCAUUAUCACUUCCAAACCCGGAGGCCACCAUGCGUACCCAAUUCCUCAUCGCUGCCCUCGUUGCUUCUUCUGCGCUCGCUCGCCCUCUUGACGCAGCAAACACAUCUGCCGUGUCGUCGGUUGUCAAGGACAUUACCAGCGUCCCCAAAGCCAUCGAGCUAGUCGCUCGCAUACCCGCUGAGGCGGAGGAUCCCAAAGUGGAUGAAGCAGGCGUAUUCGAGGUCUUCGAAGCUGCAUAUAAUGCCGUCAAAGAACUCCUCCGCAAGCUCAAACCCAAGGUCAAGAUCCCUGGCUACACGCACUACGUUGGUUAA